CAAGUCUUCCUUCCUUUUCCCAAAGUCCCACCCACCCAAAUUGCUCCCUACCUCCGUCGCCCUCACCGUCGCGGCUUCGAUCAUGAGCGUCGCCGGCGAGUCACCGUCGCCGUCCCUGUCUUCCCUCAGCGAAGGCGACGAAUUCGCUGACAUCCUGGACGCGGAGCUCGAGCUCGCCUCUGCCGCUGACUCCGCCUCCCGUGGCGAGCCCCCUGGGUCACCCAGCGACGACGAAGCGGAGGAGGGGGAGAAGGAGGAUUUGGUGGUCGAACUAGAUGCCGUAGGGCAGGGAAGGUACCCCGCCCCCGCCUUGUACCCAAAUCGUUGAGCCUGUCAGCUUCGGCUCAUUCAGCUCCCGUGAAACUGCAGCACAUCUAAACAACAAUGGAAAUGACGUUGUUCAGUUUUGUUAACACCAAACAGGCCUAGUCUGUAUUUGUGGAUGAAGGACUGAAUCUGGCUACUGUCAACUGCACUAAAUGUGCAGCCACAAAAGGUGUAGAGUGGAGGAACAGCACCAAGAUCAAGGAACAGCAACAAGGCCUGAAGAAGAUGCCAUUGCAGGCUCAGUUAAAGAUGCUCAAAUCAAGACAUGUCCUCCACAUACUGGAUUUAUUGGUGGACUUUGCUUUACAUGCGGGAAAAACCAAGACGAAGAAGAUUUUACAGGAGUCCCUUUUGGUUACAUCUCUGAGGGUUUGAGGCUAAGUACUUUAGAAAUGGACAGGCUAAGUGGAUCUGAAGUGAAGAAUCUGUUGCGUGAAAGAAAACUGGUGCUUAUUUUAGAUUUGGAUCAUACAUUGAUUAACUCAACCAGCCUCCAUGAUAUUUCUGCUGCUGAGAUGGACCUGGGAAUUCAAUAUGCUGCAUCAAAAAAUGAUCCAAACAUAAGUUUGUUCACCUUACAAGGGAUGCAUAUGCUUACAAAGUUGAGACCCUUUGUCCGUAAAUUUUUGGAAGAAGCAAGCAAUAUGUUUAGGAUGUAUAUCUACACCAUGGGUGACAAGGCUUAUGCAAUCGAAAUAGCAAAGCUUCUUGACCCUGGCAAUGUCUAUUUUGAUUCAAAAGUGAUCUCUAACUCUGACUGCACUCAGCAGCACCAGAAAGGUCUUGAUGUGGUUCUUGGAGCUGACAGUCUUGCAGUGAUUCUUGAUGACACAAAGAAGGUCUGGCAGAAGCAUAAAGAAAACCUGAUUUUGAUGGAACGAUAUCAUUAUUUCGCUGCGAGCUGUCGCCAUAGCGGCCAAUCUUUGUCAGAGUUGAUGCAGGAUGAAAGGGAGAGCGAUGGUGCUCUAGCUACAAUUUUGGAUGUCCUGAAGCGCAUACACACGAUUUUCUUUGACUUGGGUGUUGAAACUGCUCUUUCUUCUCGAGACGUAAGACCGGUAAUCAAGAGGGUGCGGCAGGAAGUACUGCAGGGCUGCAAGCUGGUCUUCAGUCGAGUGUUCCCGUCCGAUUGCCGGCCGCAGCAUCAGAUAAUGUGGAAGAUGGCCGAGCAGCUGGGCGCCGUUUGCUGCUCGGAGGUGGAUCCCAGCGUUACGCAUGUGGUCGCCGUGCAUGCCGGAACGGAGAAGGCCCGCUGGGCUGUUAAACACAAGACAUUUUUGCUCCACCCCCGCUGGAUCGAGGCCUGCAAUUAUGGUUGGCACCGCCAGCCGGAGGAAGAUUUCCCUGUACCUGGCCUCAAGGAGGACAAGGGCAAGGAAAAAGUUGCAGAGAAUGUCCACCUGUAACUGAGUAUAACUCACUCAUGUAGAUGAGAGUAUACGCAGUUGAUUAACUGAGAGGUCUUGAUUAACUACAAGUUCGCAACCGUGAUCCUUGUUAAAUGUAGGGUUUUGACACCCAUAAUGGGUGUGGCUAUCUCAUAUAUAUAAGGGGUACACAAAGGUGUACGGUACAA
This is a messenger RNA of Triticum aestivum (bread wheat), 1903 nucleotides long. RefSeq names its product RNA polymerase II C-terminal domain phosphatase-like 4. Gene Ontology annotation, cellular component: nucleus. The record is from RefSeq and is a predicted model, not a curated record. Gene Ontology annotation, molecular function: RNA polymerase II CTD heptapeptide repeat phosphatase activity. Lineage: Eukaryota; Viridiplantae; Streptophyta; Magnoliopsida; Poales; Poaceae. The coding region runs from base 480 to 1733 and encodes 417 amino acids. The transcript has 8 exons.